CAAAAGCAAAUUUUAACAUUGAAGCGAUUCAUCAUGCCAGAAACCAAAAUGAUACGUAUAGCUAUUGUAAAUAAAGAUAGAUGCAAACCUAAAAAAUGUCGCCAAGAAUGCAAAAGAUCUUGCCCAGUUAAUAAAAUGGGUAAACUAUGCAUUGAAGUCACACCAUUGUCCAAAAUUGCUAAUAUUUCGGAAGAACUUUGUAUUGGAUGUGGGAUAUGUGUCAAAAAAUGCCCAUUUGAAGCUAUAACUAUUAUAAAUCUUCCCAGUGAUUUAGAAAAAGAUACUACUCAUAGAUACUCUGCUAAUUCAUUUAAAUUGCACAGAUUACCUAUUCCCCGACCUGGUGAAGUGUUAGGACUUGUUGGCACAAAUGGAAUUGGAAAAUCCACUGCUUUGAAAAUUUUAGCUGGUAAACUCAAACCCAAUUUAGGAAAAUAUGAGAAUCCACCAGAUUGGAGUGAAUUACUUAUAUACUUCCGCGGCUCUGAAUUGCAAAAUUAUUUCACAAAAAUCUUGGAAGAUAAUUUGAAAGCCAUUAUUAAGCCACAAUAUGUAGAUCAAAUACCUAAGGCUGUUCAAGGAACAGUUCAGGAGUUAUUGGACAAAAAGGACACCAAAAAAAACCAAAAUGAAGUGUGUAAUAGACUAGAUCUUACUGGCAAAAUUAAAGAGCGGAAGAUUGAUGAAUUAUCUGGUGGCGAACUUCAGAGAUUUGCUAUUGCCAUGGUCUGUGUGCAAAAGGCCGAAAUUUACAUGUUUGAUGAACCUUCCAGUUACUUGGAUGUCAAGCAAAGACUGAACGCAGCCAUAGCUAUAAGAGAACUGCUGCAUGACUCCAAUUACAUAAUUGUAGUUGAACACGAUCUUUCCAUAUUGGAUUACCUUUCGGAUUUCAUAUGUUGUUUAUAUGGUGUUCCAGGUGCCUACGGUGUUGUUACUAUGCCCUUUAGUGUGAGAGAAGGAAUCAACAUAUUUUUGGACGGAUUUGUGCCCACCGAAAAUCUCCGCUUCCGAGAGGUGUCAUUAACAUUCAAAGUCGCAGAAACUGCUUCGAAGGAGGAAAUCAAACGCAUGAGACAUUAUUCCUACCCCAACAUGUUCAAGAAGAUGGGAGAAAAUUUCGAGUUGGACAUUGAGGAAGGUGCUUUUACCGAUUCCGAAAUCAUAGUGAUGCUAGGCGAAAAUGGCACUGGCAAAACUACGCUUAUCCGUAUGUUGGCUGGCAAUUUGAAACCCGACGAUGGUGAUGCUGAGGUCCCUAUACUCAAUAUAAGUUACAAACCCCAGAAAAUUAGCCCAAAAUAUCAAAGUACUGUCCGGAAUCUCCUGCACGAGAAGAUAAGAGAUGCUUACGUUCAUCCCCAAUUUAUAGCGGAUGUGAUGAAACCGUUGGCCAUAGAUAAUCUCAUUGAUUUAGAGGUGCCUAAUUUGUCAGGGGGAGAAUUACAGAGAAUAGCCUUAACCCUCUGCUUGGGCAAACCAGCAGAUGUUUACCUCAUCGAUGAACCAUCAGCAUAUCUUGAUUCAGAACAAAGAUUGAUAGCUUCGAAAGUUAUUAAAAGAUUCAUACUUCAUGCAAAAAAAACGGCUUUCGUUGUAGAACAUGACUUCAUUAUGGCAACUUAUCUAGCGGAUAGGGUUAUAGUAUUUGAAGGAAAACCGUCGAUUAAAACUAAAGCUAAUACCCCUCAAAGCUUAUUACAAGGAAUGAAUAAAUUUUUGCACAAUUUGAAUAUAACGUUUCGUCGUGAUCCCAACAAUUUUCGGCCUAGGAUCAACAAGCUCAACUCUGUUAAGGACCAUGAUCAAAAAAAAUCUGGCAAUUAUUUUUUUCUGGAGGAUUGAAACAAAAACGUAUAUAUCAACUCCCACGAAUGAAUGAUCAUAAAUUAUGACCACCUGAUAUUGUUUAUUUAUUAUAUUGUUUUGUUUUGUUAUGAACAAUUUUCGUGUAAUAAUUCGCAAUAAUGUAUUGAUAAUAAUCGUAUAAAUUGCUAUUACUUCCAAAAUUUAUUUUAUUCAACUUAAAUGCCAAAUUAGUUUCAAUUUUAUAAAUGAAUGGCGAUGU
Molecule: messenger RNA, 2068 nt
Organism: Gordionus sp. m RMFG-2023
Lineage: Eukaryota; Metazoa; Nematomorpha; Gordioida; Chordodea; Parachordodidae
Product: protein Pixie-like
Exons: 13
Coding region: 34-1845 (603 amino acids)
Biological process (GO): translational termination; ribosomal subunit export from nucleus; translational initiation
Molecular function (GO): iron ion binding; ATP hydrolysis activity; ribosomal small subunit binding
Source: RefSeq, a predicted model, not a curated record